GGCGCGGCGGGAGCGGCGAACCGGCGGAACGGGGCAGAGCGGAACAGAGCGGCGGCGCCGGAGAGGAGGAGGAACAAAUAAACAAUCAUAAUAAUAAUUCAUAAUAAUCGUAAUCGUAACGAUCAUAAGAAUUUUUUUAUAAAACAAAAAAAAAAAAAAAGAGAGAGCGAGGAGGAGGAGGAAAAAAAAAAGCCAACAGCCCCCCCACACCCCCGAGCCCAAAAGAGGGAGCGAGAGAGAGCAAGAGCGCAGCGGCCGGGCGGAGCGGCGGAGAGGAAGAAUUAAAGCGAGCGAAGGAGGGAGGAGAGACAGAGCAGAGAGAGAGGAGGAAAGAGGAGGAGGAGGAAAAAAAAAGCCCACAAAAACAAAGCGAUCGCAGUUGAUGUUGCUGCUGCAAGCUGGACUUCCAAAAACUACGGCGAGACCGACCGCUCUCCGCGCCGAGAAGAGUCUCCUCUGCUGUGCGUGUUUUUUUCCGCUGUGUGUGUAAUCUUUAACCUUUUAUUCAUUCUUAUUUUGAUGGCUUUCCUGAAUGGCUGACUGCGAGCUUCCCUGGACCUGGCCCCCAGACACCCGCCUCUCCUCCUUCAACUACUCUGCUGCAGAUCAGCUCUAAGAGAGAGAGAGGGAGAUCUUUGAAGAGAUUUUUUUUUUUUUUCUCUCUCUCUCUCUCUCUCUCUCUCUCUCCCCCUCUCUCCCCCACCCCCACCACCCCUUUACUUUGCUCUCCUGGAGCCCAGACAAUCGACUCGCACCUCGCCCCCCCGCACACACACCUCCAUCGCCCCGUGCUUCUGCACCUUCGCCGGUACCGGGAGAUCCCCCCCACCCUGACCCUCCUGAAAAAAAAAAAAAAGGCAAAACAACAAAAGAGAGAGAGGGAAAAAGAGAGAGAGAGAGAGAGAGAGAGAGGGGAGGACAAAAAAAUAAAAAGACUGCUGCAAAGCUGAUCUGAAAAGCAAAGCAAACAAACUUUGAAAAUAAAGGGGGAACAGGAAGUUUGGCAACGGUGUCCAAUAGAUAUGGCAAUGGUAGUCGGUGCGUGGCGAGACCCCCAGGACGAUGUGCCCGGAGCUCAGGGAACGCAGCCUUCGCAAGCCCCGCCGGUGCAGGGACCCCCGGCCGGGGCCCCGCACACCCCACAGACCCCGGGGCCCGGGGGCCCUCCCAGUACGCCAGCCCAGACCAACCCGCCGAGCCAGCAGAACCAAGGAGACAAGCAGCAGCAGCAGCAGCACAUUGAAUGUGUGGUUUGUGGGGACAAGUCUAGUGGCAAACAUUAUGGCCAGUUUACCUGCGAGGGUUGCAAGAGUUUCUUCAAGCGGAGUGUAAGGAGGAAUCUCAGCUACACUUGUCGUGCCAACAGGAACUGUCCCAUUGACCAGCACCACCGCAAUCAGUGUCAGUACUGCCGCCUCAAAAAAUGCCUCAAAGUUGGCAUGAGACGGGAAGCGGUCCAGAGGGGCAGAAUGCCACCCACACAGCCAACUCAUGGUCAGUUCGCCUUGACAAAUGGGGACCCUCUCAACUGCCAUUCCUACCUAUCCGGAUAUAUCUCCCUUCUUCUGAGAGCAGAGCCCUACCCCACCUCCCGCUUUGGCAGUCAGUGCAUGCAACCCAACAACAUCAUGGGCAUCGAGAACAUUUGUGAACUGGCAGCUAGGAUGCUCUUCAGCGCGGUGGAGUGGGCCAGGAAUAUCCCCUUCUUCCCAGACCUGCAGAUCACAGACCAGGUGGCUCUCCUGAGGCUGACCUGGAGCGAGUUAUUUGUCCUCAACGCUGCCCAGUGCUCCAUGCCCCUCCACGUAGCUCCGCUCCUGGCAGCUGCUGGCCUCCACGCUUCGCCAAUGUCUGCUGACCGAGUGGUCGCCUUUAUGGACCACAUACGAAUCUUCCAAGAGCAAGUAGAAAAACUGAAAGCAUUGCAUGUCGACUCUGCAGAAUAUAGCUGUUUAAAGGCCAUAGUCCUCUUCACCUCAGAUGCCUGUGGUCUCUCUGAUGUAGCCCAUGUUGAAAGUUUACAGGAGAAGUCACAGUGUGCUUUGGAAGAGUAUGUUAGGAGCCAGUAUCCCAACCAGCCAACACGAUUCGGGAAGCUAUUACUACGUCUCCCCUCCCUUCGCACUGUCUCCUCUUCUGUCAUAGAGCAAUUGUUUUUCGUCCGUUUGGUAGGUAAAACCCCCAUAGAAACCCUAAUCAGGGAUAUGUUACUGUCUGGCAGCAGUUUUAACUGGCCUUACAUGUCCAUUCAAUAAAACAUCCAAGAGAAGAGAGAGAGAGAGAGAGAGAAAAUAAAAAAAAAAAAAAAAAACCAACAACAACACCGAGACAAAAAUUAAAAAAAAUAAACAAAAAUUCAAAAUUGAGAAGGGAGAUGAGAGUGAAAGGAAAGCAAAUGACGUUUGGGUUCUGGUUGUUUCUUAAAUUUCCUUCUGCUAAGAAAGGAUGUAAAAGGAUGUUACAAGUUUGCUAAGAGAAGACAGGAAAAAAUUAAUGGACUGUGAAUUAAAAAAAGAGACUGUCAAAUGAACUUUUACAGAAUGCAUUAAAAACUCCCGUGUCGUUCAGAAAAAAACUUGCUACUUAUCAUUUUUUUUGUAAAAAAUUAAAAAGAGGGAAAGAAAAAAAGAAAGAAGAAGAAAAGAAACGAUGGUGGGCUUUUUCUUUUUUUCCUUUUUCUUCUUUUUUUUUCUUUUUUUUUGGGGUAAACUUUUUAAAAAAUCUCGCUUAAAGUGCAUUUAAAGGAAAUUUGGAGAAAAUUAGCAGAACGGAAGAAAGUAAGUCUUUUUUUUCCAAAUUAUUAAUUGUCCUAUGUGUCUAUGUACCUAUAGCUGUUCUUUUUUGUAUUUUUCUGGUUUCAAACCAGUUUAUUCUGUGGUUCUAUAAUAAUUUUUGAUAUAACCUUGGCUUCUUUAAAAAAAAAAAAAAUAAACUGUGUAUCCUUAAAAUAUAUGUUCUGAAAGAAUUAAAACUGAGUCCACGAAAGUAUCAUAGGAAGAAAGGAAAAGAAAAAAAAAAACCCUCAACAACACAAUGAUGGAAGCGCACUUAAGGUGGUGACCCAAAAUCUAGCUUGAAGCUGAGAGAGCUAUAAUUAUAUAGACCCGAAUGAACCACACGUGUCAUAUAACUCCCCCCAAAUCUAGGUUUUUUUUGAUAUUUCGGACAGAAAAUGAACUGUGGGGAUUUAUUAUAGGUAGAAGGAUUUUGUGUCCAAGACACACUACGGUUUUGAUUUAAAAGGAAAAAAAAAAAAAAACAAGCAAACAAGCAAAGUGAACUUUUGUAAUUUGAAUUGGGUUCCACAUAGUUCAUCAUGAAUUGUUAUUAAACUCCUCUAUCUGUUUGUAUAUUUGCAAGCCCUUUGUAUUAUAAUAAUUGUUGAUAUUUUCCCUUUUUAAAAAAUACCAUUGAAAUCAGCAUGACAAAAUAACACUGUUGGCACUUAUAGAUAACGUGAUUGAUUCAGUAUCUUAGAGUUUACAGUUUUGUGUUUAAAAAAACUGAAGGUUUUUUUUUUUUUUUAAGUGCAACAUUUCUGUAUACUGUAAAAGUUAUAAUAACUGAACUGUUUGGUCGAGUCUUUGUGUGUUAUAUUCCAAGGAAAAUUGAAAGUAUUCAGAAAUUAAAAUAUUAUUUGAUAUCUGAAACUUGUUUGGCUGUCAUAAAUGUCUUUCAGAAACCACAUUACUUCUCUAUAGUUUGCAGUCAUUUAAGUCCAUAGGCGAUUGAUUUGUUUACUUGUCACAGUAAGUUUGUAGCAGAUGUAUUGUAGUGUAUUUACCUGUUUAAUUCCGGGAUGGGGGUGGAGGACUUAAGUUCGUGGUUUAUCUCUGGUUUUAGGAAGUACUAUGCUGAAAUGGUAAACCAUCAACCCCCAUUCAUCUAAUCCUCCUGUUAAUUAAAAAUGGAUUUUCUGGAAAAAAAAAAAAAAAGGCCCUUAUUUUUGUCACACUUAAGUGCCUGCGUAGGAAAGGUAUUGUUGUGAAAAAGUAUUAGAAAUCUGGAGAUCAGUAUCUAUUUUAUGAUCAGAAUGGGGCGAAAAAUCUUUUGUAAAUGUCUGACAUACGCGCACAAGAUCAUUCAAGCAAGGUAAUAGCAGUAUUGUAAAUAUAGGUCAGUUGUUUGCAAUGAGUUUUCUUUAAGUAUGUGUGAUUUUUUAUAAUACUCCGUAGUUGCCAUCUAUCGUUGUCAUUGAGAGGUCUUCAAAUGGAGUGGCUUUAGCUUCUAGCACUGAGGAGUCGGUUUUUAAUGUAUAUAUACUCUCAAGUGGAUUUCUUUUUUUUAUUAUUAUUAUUAUUUUUUUAUUUUUUAUUUUUUAACCUUAGACUGUGAAAGCAUGACCACAGGUCAUCUCUCUCUUUUCCAUAUGGGCUAUAUGUCUGUGUGUAUGCUGGCACACAGGCGGGCGUGGGCAUCCCUGGAUGUGCCCUGUGUGUGUGUGGAGGCACAGGGCCCUCUCCUGCAGCUGCCAGGGACCUGCCUGGGCGGGGGGCACAGCCCCGGACACACCGCUGGGCAAUUGACUGCUGUCCCGAGCAGGCAAAAAAACCCAAACCCACCAAAUAACCCAACCCAAACCUGAAGGAAGGCAAGAUGAUGUGGGUUUUUGCAAGGGGUUGAUAUUUUAUUUCGUGUGUGUGCGUGUCAUUUAUUUUUUUUUUCUCUUUUCUUUCUCUCUCCCCCCGCCCGCCCUCCCCUUGGUCUAUAGCAGAUGCUUUGUAUGUGAAAGCUUGCAAUUUUGUUCUUGUCUGAGGCUUCCCCCUCUCCCUUUUUACCACACGUAACUACACCAUGUUGUGGUUUCACAAAAAGAGAGAGAGGGAGGGAGAGAGAUCAUUCUGUAAAGUCGAUUAAACCCUGAUCUUUAGUGUGUUCCAGUUAGACACAUCUGUACUGGGGGCUGAGGGGCGUAUGACUGUGAAUUUGAGCAGAGUUUUACAUCUGAAUCAUGGCUCCUUUUCUAUAAAUAUAUAAAUAUAUAUAAAUAUAUAAAUAUACUAUUAUUGCAGGGGAAUUGCUGACCUCUAGAUUUAGCUUUUUCUAUUGCAAGUGCUAUCCAUGUGAGUGUGUGUGUGUGAAGUUUUUAUGCUUACUAAGAACACAGGAUCUUGACUUGUUUGUUUUGUGUUAGUUUAUUGUAAACAACCAUUUGUUGUAAAUUGUUAUUGGCAUUAAAUUAUAAUUUAUGAUUUUCAAAUCCAAAA
Camarhynchus parvulus is the source of this 5207-nucleotide messenger RNA. It is a transcript of the gene NR2F2, whose product is annotated as nuclear receptor subfamily 2 group F member 2. Gene Ontology annotation, biological process: anatomical structure development; cell differentiation; negative regulation of transcription by RNA polymerase II. Bases 1023 to 2255 code for a protein of 410 amino acids. NCBI's taxonomy places the organism in Eukaryota, Metazoa, Chordata, Aves, Passeriformes, Thraupidae. The transcript has 3 exons. The record is from RefSeq and is a predicted model, not a curated record. Gene Ontology annotation, molecular function: retinoic acid binding; RNA polymerase II cis-regulatory region sequence-specific DNA binding; zinc ion binding.